AUGGUUGAGGUCAAUUCCCGGAAUCAGGUCAACCAAGCUAAUGUCUCCUCUGUCACAGAGUUCCUCUUGCUGGGAUUCUCCAGCCUUGGAGAAAACCAACUCAUUCUCUUUGCUGUUUUUCUCUGCCUAUACCUGAUUAUCCUCAGUGGGAACAUCACCAUUGUCACUGUCAUCCACCUGGAUUGCAACCUCCAUAUUCCUAUGUACUUCUUCCUAGGGAUCCUCUCCAUCUCUGAGACAUGCUAUACAUUUGUUGUUUUGCCCAAGAUGCUCAUAAACCUGUUGUCUGUACUCAGAACAAUCUCAUUUAUUAGCUGUGCCACUCAGACGUUCUUCUUCCUUGGUUUUGCUGUCACUAAUUGCAUGCUACUGGGAGUGAUGGGUUACGACCGCUAUGCUGCCAUCUGCCAUCCACUUCGCUACCCCAUUCUUAUGAGCUGGCAGAUAUGUGGACAACUGGCAGCCUCUUGCGCUGGGAUUGGCUUUCUGUUCUCAUUGGUAGGAACCCUUUUAGUCUUUAGACUCCCUUUCUGUGGCCCCGGCAAGGUCAACCACUACUUCUGUGACAUCUCACCAGUCAUCCGACUUGCCUGUACUGAUAGCAACAUCAACGAACUGAUCAUCUUCAUUGGUGGAGUUCUAGCACUCAUGGUUCCCAUGACUUUCAUUUGCAUCUCUUAUGGCUUCAUUGUCUGCACUAUCCUGAAAAUCCCAUCAGCUGAAGGCAAGCUAAAAGCCUUCUCUACUUGUGCCUCCCAUCUCACUGUGGUUAUUAUCCACUAUGGCUGUGCUUCCUUUGUCUAUCUUAGACCAUCCUCCAAGUUCUCAUCCAGCAAAGAUAGGCUGGUAACAGUGACCUAUACAGUAUUUACUCCAUUAUUAAACCCCAUGGUGUAUAGCCUCAGGAACAAGGAUGUCCAGAUGGCCAUUCAGAAAGUACUUGGCCGAGGAAAAUGUAAUCCUAAAGUCCUAUAA
Messenger RNA from Loxodonta africana (African savanna elephant), 975 nucleotides. Its product is annotated as olfactory receptor 10R2-like. Gene Ontology annotation, cellular component: plasma membrane. The record is from RefSeq and is a predicted model, not a curated record. The transcript is spliced from 2 exons. NCBI's taxonomy places the organism in Eukaryota, Metazoa, Chordata, Mammalia, Proboscidea, Elephantidae. Gene Ontology annotation, biological process: detection of chemical stimulus involved in sensory perception of smell; G protein-coupled receptor signaling pathway. Bases 1 to 975 code for a protein of 324 amino acids. Gene Ontology annotation, molecular function: olfactory receptor activity; G protein-coupled receptor activity.